Messenger RNA from Pseudozyma hubeiensis SY62, 1080 nucleotides. RefSeq lists its product as hypothetical. The transcript has a single exon. Lineage: Eukaryota; Fungi; Basidiomycota; Ustilaginomycetes; Ustilaginales; Ustilaginaceae. Gene Ontology annotation, cellular component: chromatin; nucleolus. Gene Ontology annotation, molecular function: peptidyl-prolyl cis-trans isomerase activity; macrolide binding. Bases 1 to 1080 code for a protein of 359 amino acids. The record is from RefSeq and is a predicted model, not a curated record.
AUGGACGUCUCGCGCGACUUCAAGAUCACCAACGUCUCGUACAGCGAUCAGCCAAAGUCCAACACAAAAACGCUGGUCAAGAUCCACUACACCCACGUCCCCGGCUUCGAGGAUGACUACGAUGAGGACGAAGAAGCGGAACCUACAAACCCAGAGGAUGAGGAUGAGAUCGAAGAAAAGGUCUACACUCUUUGCAGCCUCAAUGGAAGCAGCAAGGACCACGCUGUUGUCGACCUUCAGUUCUGCCAGGAGGAACUCAUCGGCUUCUCGAUUACCGGCGACGCUGCUGUCGAUCUCGUGGGCAACUACGUCGCACCUCCCGACUUCUUCGAUCAGGAGCCCUCCGAUAGUGAACUCUAUUCUGAUGAUGAGGAUGACGACGAAGAUAUGUAUGGUCUCGACUCGGACGACUAUGAUGAGGAUGACGAGGAUGACGACGACGAUGAUAUGGAAGAAGGAACUGAUCGAUUCGAAGAGCUGGUGGAAUCCGCCGGCUCGAAUCCCAAGAAGGCUAUUGCAGCCGCGCCUGUCGCCGAGUCCAAGAAGCGCGUUGCCGAAACACCGGCCAAGGAGACUGCUGCCAAGAAGCUCAAGGCUGACGCUGUUGCCGCCGCUUCGGCCGCAUCUACACCUACCAAAGUCACCGAGACCAAGGUCGAGAAGCAAUCCAAGAGCUCCAAGGAUGCCAAGCCCAAAACAGAGAUCGUAGAAAAGAAGGUGGUGGAAAAGCCCACGUCCAAGAUGACCACCACCAAGCUUCCAUCCGGUCUUGUCGUCGAGGAAAAGAGCGCAGGCUCAGGCCCACCUUGCAAGUCGGGCCAGAAGGUAGGCAUGCGCUACGUCGGCAAGCUUCAAAACGGGAAAGUCUUUGACCAGUGCACCAGCGGCAAGCCUUUCUACUUCAAACUUGGCAAAGGAGAAGUCAUCAAGGGUUGGGACGAGGGUGUCAAGGGCAUGCGUGUCGGUGCAGAGCGCCGUCUCACUUGCCCUCCCAAGCUUGCUUACGGCAACCAGAAGAUUCCUGGUAUUCCUGCCAACUCUACGCUCGUCUUUGAUGUCAAGCUUGUCGAGAUCAAAUGA